GGGUAGGUCUACGUGGUGAGGAGUGGGACCUUUGUCGUGCACCAACACCACGAUGGAUGACUAUCCGAUGCAUGGGCUACUUGUUGGGUUCUCCCUCUGGGGGACCCUUUGGCAUCUCCUCUUUCCUCUGGGCUUUUGGCCCACUUUCACGUGUAGAGUAGGGCCCACUCGUGGUGGGACUUCCACCAACCCCUACACGAAGGAGGAGGAGGAGAAGAUGGCCGCCAUUCUGCAGGAGAAGAAGGAGAAGAAGGAGGCCAAGAAGAAGGCUUUGAAGGAGGAGCAGGCGGCCAAACUGAAGAAGAUAGAGGAAGAGAUGGCCAAAGAGAAGGAGAGGAUACAGAAAGAAGAAGAAGAGAAGUUGAAAGAGGUGGAAGAGGAGGAAGAAGAUGAAACGUCAUUGCAGAGGAAGAGGGUGCAGUGCAGUGGUAGUAGGGAUGAAGAGAUGGAGAAGCGAAUCUCCGAGUGGGUCGCCAACUUAUCCCUGGGCGAAGAAGAAGAGGUGGCGAUGUAUAUCUCUAAAGGUGAUCAGGAAGCCGCUAUGAGAACUUGGGAAGCAGAAAAGGAUGUUGUGAAGCGGCAGGCAUUGGAAGACGAAAAGAGGAUGGAGAGGAAGUUGGCAGUGAUGAGGGAGAAGAAGAGGAGAGUGGACGCGGCAGCGGAGGCGGCAGAAGAAUUAGAGGAAAUUGACUCCAAUCUCGGUCCUCAGCCAUUCCCCUCCCCCCAGACCUCUGUCAUCAACUACCCCGCUCUAGUGGCUGUGAUCAGCUGGUGUCAUGAGAUGUUGGCUAUGGCUGCCGCGAGCGCCGUGCUGCUCUGCCAUGCAGCUUCUCCCUCCUGUGGCCUGGCGCUCAUCCAGCAUGUGCUCCAGCAGCAUGACCGCAUCCAGCCAGCCCGAAUGCCUCAAGACUGUGGCGUGCUAAUAUCUGGACCUGUCCCUGGACAUGAGGAUGUGUCCCCCUUCCUGUACAUGCAUGGCUAUGACCGAGGAGGUUCAUGCAAGGAAACCAGUCCACAUAAGGGUGAGUGUCAGUCCCAGGAAGCUGCCUGUAUGCAUCUGGAGCUCGGUUCGGACUGUGGAUCGGACGCAGACCAUAGUGAUCCUGAUCAUCCAGCUAAUUGUCCUCCAGACUCGGUACUGCGUGCUUGCUAUUACGUUCUGCUAGAGUCGGGGUCAAAUGGGUUGACAUCAAGGGAAAUGGUUUCAAAGAUGCUGGAUCGAGGAGUCCGCUUUCAAGGAAAGAGUGCAGUGCUACCCCGGGUACAGGUUGCGAAUCAACUAAGGAGCAGCCCUUACUUCAUGGAGAUUGAGGAGGGGAGGUUCGUACUGUGCAGUGCAGUUGAGGAGUGGGGUAGAGGAGGAGAGAAAUGGUCAGCAGGGAAAGGGACAUCGCUGAGCGAAAAGGCGCAAGUUAGGACCAGGGAAGGAGCGGUCUUCCACGGGAAGUCAAAGGGGGGCGCACCAGCACGAGAUGAUCCAGGCUGGGAUAGCAUUCGUGAAGAGAGAGGGUCGGAUUAUCCUGGUGCAGGCAGCUCAGAGGGCAUGCGUUGCAAGGGUGAAGCUCGCAGAGCUGCCGGUGCAGCUAUUCAGCAGCCAAGAGCUCCCGACAACGGGGGCCCGCCUCCAUCACCAAUGUCCAAUGAUCACUCAGCAAGAGCACUCCAAAAACAAACCACGUCCGGUCAGCUUGAAAGGGCUACAGCAGGUCCAGAUGGAAUUGCCAAAGUGGACGAGAAACUCAGGUUAGGAUUGGCUCAUCGGGAGUGGCAACUCAAUGAGAAGACUGCGACUAAACAAUCGUCAAAGUUAUAUCAUGCACACGGGGAGCAGGCAGCAGGGUGCGCAGGGGGAUUUGCGCAAGCAUCUUCCUGCGGGCCAAUGGGGGAGAGCCCCAAUAUUGACCCCUCGAUGUUGCACAUGCUCUCGGAGAGAUUACGUGCCAGGAUCCAAGGCAAUCUCACUGCUGGGCCUGCAGGUGGAAAGAGACCACGGGACGAUGAAUGCCAGCUGUGGCUGGCUGAUGGCCAGUCGAGUGGGACCAAAGGGUUGAGAGGGCGAGGAUAUAUGGAAGGAGGUAAAGUGGUCGGAGAGAAGGGUGAUGACAUGAUGCGGGAUGCAGGAGCAGAUCAUGAGAUGACAGAGGCAUCCAGGAGGGAGACGAGUGAGGAGGUAGGGAAGAAAGAAGGUGUAGGGAAGGAGCGAGAUAACUUGGAGGAUAUGGAGAAUGUGGAGGACAUGGCUGAGCGAGUUGAACUCGAGAGGGGAAACACGGAUGCACGUGCCACCGACAUGGAGAUUGAUGAGAACAGCAUUCAGAUGUCAACUAGCCAAGAGGAAGAUGGAGUCCAAGAAGAAAGGGCGACCACAUUGUUGGCCAACAUAAGGGACCUUUCGUCGCUGAGGCCUCUGCAGAGAAUGAAAGUAUUAAUGGUAACAGAGGCAGAUGGUAAUCAAUGCAAGAGGAGUGACGGCAAGGGUUGGCAUUGCCCGCUGCGAGCUCGGAAGGGAUACUCGUUGUGCGAUCACCAUUUGUCUAAACUACGGGCGAAGUAUGUUGAGGGUGUUGUAAGUGGCCAGAAGAAGAAAGUGUAUGGGAGUGGAAACCACACGGUGAAGAGCAACGCAAGCUGUAAUGCAGGGGAGAGCAUGAAGGUUGGCCCUAGGAAUGGGGGGGCCCUGCAGGGGGGCAAUGGGGCGUCAGGAUAUAGACCUGGAGGGAAAUACAUGGCCCCCACAAAUGGAAAUGAGAGUGCGCAGGGGGAGAUUGAGAGUUCCGAUAAAGAAAAGGGCCAUGACCUGACAGGCGCGGCAGGUGUCCCUAUACCGGGGGUUGAAUCGGUGAUUGUGAAGCGGCCGCGGUCUGGGAGUGCACCACGAGCUGUAGCUGCUCAAGUCCAAGGCUCUGGGGUUGCAGAUCUGGGCCACGGGCCCGCCAAGAAAGUCCAUGGAGCUCAGGAGCAUGGACGAUCACAGGCAAGGAUGGAGAGAGGAGUGACGCGGAUUGCACAUUCUGGCAUGCAGGGUCGAAGUCGAAACGGCACCCCUAGCAGCCGGUCAGCAAAACUGGGGGAGGGAGGGAGUGGGAGGGCAUCCACUUCAGGUGCCAAUAUUGGCAAGUCCUCGGCGGAGAAAGGCACAGGAUUGAGUGUGUGUGUGAAGCAGGCAUGGCAGUGCAGUGGGACUUGGUCGAAAGUGAUGGACAAUAAGAGGGAGGUCCUAGGAGUUUCAGAAGACGGGGAAUCAUUUCGCCGGUGCCAGAAAACAGCUGGGGAAGGCAGGCUUGCUCAAUGGCAAUGCAUGCUGCCAGCCGUGAAGGGCUCACAAUUGUGCAGAAAGCAUCUUGAUAGAAUGCGUCGUUUUAAGACAAAGAGACCAUUAGGUGCUGAAAAACUCAUGGGUGAACCUGUUGAAGACGAUAGGGACAGCUACAACGUUGACGAAGGCACAAAGUUUCUGGGUAAAGGGAGUAAUUGUGAAAGUGGUCCACCAAGUAGAUUCCGGAUGCAUGACGGCAAUGCAGAACGACGCAGGAAAGGAAGGUAUUGUGACGGCAAUGCAGAACCGCAAACGAGAUGCAGGGAUGCCACUGCACCAGAGCGGUUGAUUGAAUCAAGAAACGCUCCUGAUGACACAAAGGCGGCAAAUAGAGGGGGAAAUCGUCAUAAUGACAGAGAAAUGCCAGGCAAAGGAAGACAUCGUGAUCCCCGUGCAGAGCAGCUGGCAAAAGGGAGAGGUCGUGAUGGGAAGAGGGAAACACUUUAUAAAGGAGGGGUCUGCGACAUGUCAAAUGAAGAAACGCGAAGGAAAGGACCAACUGGAGAUGCCAGUAAUGUGGAAAUGCGAGGCAGAGGAAGGAAUCGAUUUGGGAAUGGUAAGGACCGUAGUUAUGGGGACUGGUGUGGGCCUCGAGACGGGCAAUGGAAUGAAGGCUCUGGUGGAAGCGAGAAGCAGGAGGCUAAUACUAAUACUACGAAGGAUGGAGGAGGGUCUGGGAAACCAUCUGUUGAGGCAGAUGGGACACACAGAAAAGAGUUAAGCCGUGGGGAAGUUUUUGGUCGAAAAGCGAAGCCUUGUCAUGUAGUAGAUUAUGACAGUGAAAGGGAGAGGGAGCAGUUGUUUGGAGGUACCAGGGUGGUAAUUGAGCCGCCAACCCUCCCUCGCAGAUGAAAGGAUGUUGGAUCAUAGCAAGUUCAUCAAGGUACAACUGUAGAGGUGCACGAUGGAAGGCACAUGUGGGUGUUCACUGUUUCUUCAAUUGAUUUUGCAUCGAUUGCAUCGCAUAAUGUCAAACACUGGAAAGCAAGUACAUUGAACAUGGUCUCUCAACUUCUGCAGGAUUUUGCAAGGAAGAGCCAGCAUGCUCCAAGCGACAGCUUAGGACUUGCAUUUGACUCUCUGUGAAUCAAGCUGCCAUGCUCUU
Molecule: messenger RNA, 4421 nt
Organism: Chara braunii
Lineage: Eukaryota; Viridiplantae; Streptophyta; Charophyceae; Charales; Characeae
Source: the annotation of a GenBank genome assembly